Lathyrus sativus (Indian pea) is the source of this 843-nucleotide messenger RNA. The record is from the annotation of a GenBank genome assembly. NCBI's taxonomy places the organism in Eukaryota, Viridiplantae, Streptophyta, Magnoliopsida, Fabales, Fabaceae.
AUGAGUGACCAAAAAAUUGUUCUAGUGACCGGCUGUGCUAAAGGCGGCAUAGGCUACGAAUAUUGCAAAGCAUUUUCUGAGAAAAAAUGUCGCGUCAUUGCUUCUGACAUCUCAACACGAAUGCAAGACAUGUCAGAUUUGGAGUCAGACGACAAUAUAGAGACACUUGAACUCGACGUGUCAUCUGAUCAAAGCGCUACUUCAACGGUGAACACUAUUAUAUCAAAACACGGUCGUAUUGAUAUUCUAAUCAAUAAUGCCGGAAUAGGUAGCACGGGUCCAUUAGCCGAGUUACCGCUCGAUACUAUUCGAAAAGCAUGGGAAAUUAACACAUUGGGACAACUAAGAAUGGUGCAACAAGUUGUACCUCACAUGGCUAUGAAAAAAAGUGGAAUCAUAGUUAAUGUUGGAAGUGUGGUUGGGAAUAUUUCAACACCAUGGGCAGGGUCAUAUUGUGCUAGUAAAAGUGGUGUUCAUGCAAUGACAAAUAGUUUGAGGUUAGAAUUGAAGCCAUUUGGGAUCAAUGUUGUGUUGGUUUUGCCUGGUUCAGUUAGAUCCAAUUUGGGAAAAGCUAAUUUGGAGAAAUUAAGUGAUUAUGAUUGGAAGCUUUAUAAGGAUUUUAAGGAGGUUAUUAGUGAAAGAGCUAGAGCUUCUCAAGGUGAAAAAGCAACAGAUGGUAGAGUUUUUGCUAGACAUGUUGUUAAUAAAAUUUUGGGUUCUAAACCACCUAAGCAAAUUGUUUUUGGUCACAUGACUGGUUUGUUUGCCUUACUUUCUUGGUCUCCUCUUUGGGUUAGAGACAUGUUUUUUUCUUCACGUUUUGGGCUUAAUAGAAAGGUUUGA